AUGACAGAUCAAGAAAUGACAGAUAUGCAUGAACAUACCAACAUGAUUGGCUCAGAUGAUAUGCUUGGUAAAUUGGUCAAGAGAUUCUUUGUUCUAAGGAGGGGUUUGGAUCCCAAAAAAAAAUUGAAAAAAGAAAAUGGUAGUCUUAUUGUACAUGAUCAAACAAGGGUAGGAUGCAAGGCACUGUUGUAUAUCAAGAAAAGUGAAGAUAGGUGGACUGUUUCUAGAUUUGUAAGAGACCAUAAUCAUGAACUAUUUUCCCCAAACAGUUCACACUUUCUUAGAGUACAUAGAAGCAAAACCAAAGUGCAAAAAAAACUUAUUGAUGUGCUUGAUGAUUCUGGUAUAGGCCCUAGUAAAAUAGCAUCAGUGUUAUGUAGCGAGAGUGGUGGUGUUGAUAAUGUUGGAUUUAGCCAACAAGAUGUUAUUAAUUAUUUAACUGUGAAGAGACAAAAACAAUUAGAAAAUGGAGAUGCUCAGCUGAUGUUAUCGUACUUUAAGAAUUGUCAGUUGAAGAAUCCUGGGUUUUUCUAUGCAUUUCAAAUGGACGCAGAAGGUAAAUUAGCAAAUUGCUUUUGGGUUGAUUCAAGGUCUAGAAUGGCUUACAAAUAUUUUGGUGAUGUGGUGACUUUUGAUCCAACAUACUUAACAAAUAAAUACCUAAUGCCCUUUGUUCCAUUCACGGGAGUUAAUCAUCACCAACAGUCUAUACUUUUUGGUUGUGCUCUGUUAUGGGAUGAAACUGAAGAGAGUUUUGUUUGGUUGCUACGUACUUGGUUAGAAGCAAUGGAUGGAGUUAGUCCUAAAACUAUUAUCACUGAUCAAGACACUUCUAUUUCUAAUGCAGUUGCACAGGUUUUUCCAGAGGUGAAUCAUCACUAUUGUAUGUGGCAUAUUCAGAAGAAAGUUCCAGAGUACUUGAACCAAAUCUAUCAUGAACAUAGUGAGUUUAAAAAUCAAUUUCAGAAGUGCAUUCGCCAAACUAUUGAAGAUAGGGAGGAUUUCUGA
Molecule: messenger RNA, 1008 nt
Organism: Medicago truncatula (barrel medic)
Lineage: Eukaryota; Viridiplantae; Streptophyta; Magnoliopsida; Fabales; Fabaceae
Product: protein FAR1-RELATED SEQUENCE 5-like
Exons: 3
Coding region: 1-1008 (335 amino acids)
Source: RefSeq, a predicted model, not a curated record